Molecule: messenger RNA, 4410 nt
Organism: Myripristis murdjan (pinecone soldierfish)
Lineage: Eukaryota; Metazoa; Chordata; Actinopteri; Holocentriformes; Holocentridae
Product: oocyte zinc finger protein XlCOF6-like
Exons: 2
Coding region: 99-2717 (872 amino acids)
Biological process (GO): regulation of DNA-templated transcription
Molecular function (GO): RNA polymerase II cis-regulatory region sequence-specific DNA binding; DNA-binding transcription factor activity, RNA polymerase II-specific
Source: RefSeq, a predicted model, not a curated record
UCCAGACGGGACCGCUCUCCGCCGCAGAUUCGUUGAUCCGGAAGCGUGCGGUGUUGUUUUGUUUCCGGUUGCCCGGUGGGACAAAGAGCUCCGCCGUCAUGUCGACCACCGCACAGAAGGCGCGUGAGCCCCCGGCGCUGCGGGUCUCGGUGUCGGAGCUGCGGGUCUCGGAGCUGCGGGUCCCGGAGCUGCGGGUCUCGGUGUCGGAGCUGCUGGCUCUGGCCGGUGACGACAUCUCCGCGGUGCUGGAGAAGCGCACGAGCGGCCGGUCCAAGGUGCACCUCGUGCGGCUGUUCGUCACGGAGCGGCUCGCGGCGGCGGCGGAGCGGAUCGUCGGGCUGUUCGAGCGCGAGGCGGCGGGCUACCGGCGGGAGCUGGAGCGGCAGCGCCGCCUGCUGGACGCCCUGCUGAACCCGCGGGUGCAGCUGCGCCGGACAGAUGCCAUCCAAUCAGCUGCUUGCGGGACGAGCUGCUCUGAUGGAAAACAAAGUCUGCAAUCGCACGCUGACCCUGCCCACCCCACCAGAGAGCCAACCAAUGACAGCUUCUCCUCCGCCGGCUCUGCAGCUGAGAGCGACGACGACGACGGCGACGAAAACUGGAAGGGGAGCGAACACCUCAAAGGCUCGCCCCUCAGCAAAGAAGCUGCAGAGUCGAACGGGACGGAGGACGGCCGGGGCUCUGCAGGCGCCGCCACCAGGAAGCGGCGCAAGUCGUCAGAGCUGCCAGCCUUUCACCACUGCAGCCUGUGUGGAAAGGCUUUCUGCCACAAGAGUAACCUGGUGAAGCAUGCAGGAACCCACACAGAUAACCCAGACUGUCUCUGCGGGGUUUGUGGAGAACGUUUUGAGUCUGCAGAGGUUUUGAGCGAUCAUCUGAAAUCUCAUAGGGAAACCUUUGCUACUAGCGGAACAUGUGAGAUCUGCGGGAAAAGUUUUCAGAAUAUGGAAACGCACAUGAGAAGUCACACGGGCGUUAAACCCUACAGCUGCAGCGUCUGUGCUAAAAGUUUCCCCAGACCGGGUGCCUUAAGGAGACACAAGAAAAUCCACACUAGGGUGAAGCCACACGUUUGCCAGUUUUGCGGGGAAACGUUCACGGAAAACGACCUGUUCCAGGUGCACCUGAAGACUCACGAAGAGGAAGGCGAAGGUGAGGAUGAGGAUGCGAGUGAUGACGAAGAUUGGAAGGAGAGCGAGGACGCUCAGUCAGAGGCGACGACACUGAAAUCAAAAAGAGAGAAAAGGCAAAGCUCUGGCUUGAAAUCAGCCCAGCCGAACUCUCACAGCUGCAAAGUGUGCGGAGAUUCUUUCCACAGCCGAGGCUUCUUGAGGAAGCACGCCGAGACUCACUCCAGGGAGUCAAACUGCAUUUGCGGCGUCUGUGGGGAACAGUUGGAGUCGGCGGAGAGCCUGAUAACUCACCUCCAGUCUCACAGGGAGACCGGGGGAACAUGUGGCAUCUGCGGCAAAAGUUUCCAGAACAUGGAGACGCACAUGAGAAGCCACACGGGAGUGAAACCGUACAGCUGCGGCAUCUGUGCCAAGCGCUUCCCUCGACCCGGAGCGCUGAGGAGACACAAGAAGAUCCACACAGGAGAGCGGCCGUACGUCUGCCAAUACUGUGGGAAGGCCUUCAUCGAAAGCAGCGCCUUGAAAACGCACAUCAAGAGUCACUCGUGGGAGAUUCAAGGCGGCGAGGGUGAAGUUGGCCAGGAUGAGGACGGCAGACCUCCGAUCGAUUCGCAGACAUUGUCAAGAUCAGAGGCAGAGAAAGGUCCUGUCGCCGGAGAAAAUGCCAAGAGAUCAGCUCAGCCCGCGUCUCACUGCUGUAAAGUCUGUGGAGAAUCUUUUCAGAGCAAGGGCAGUCUGAGGAAGCACGCCGAAACCCAUUCCUCAGGCCCGGAGUCCCUCUGCGGCGUGUGUGGAGAACAUUUGCAACCUUCAGAAACAAUGAUAGACCAUCUCCAGUCUCACAGGGAAACCGGCAAAAUUUGUCACGUCUGCGGGAAAACGUACCAGAACAUAGAGACUCACAUGAGAAGCCACACAGGAGUCAAACCCUACAACUGCGGCGUCUGUGGCAAGCGCUUCCCGCGGCCGGGCGCCCUGAGGAGACACAAGAAGAUCCACACAGGGGAAAGGCCGUACAUCUGCGAGUUCUGCGGCAAGACCUUCAUUGACAACGGUGCUCUGACGACGCACAUCAGGAACCACACAGGUGACAAACCGGCCAACCGUGUCUCCUGUGAGACCUGCGGCAAAAGUUUGGCAUCCAUCCACGUCCUGGAGGUUCACAAGAGGAUCCACACGGGCGAGAAACCCUUCCAGUGCCGGGUGUGCGGCAAAGCCUUCAGGCAGGUCGGCGGGCUGAAUGCCCACAUGAUGACCCACACGGGGGAGAAACCGUUCAGCUGUGGCCUCUGCAGCAAGAGCUUCAGCACCAAGGGAUACCUGGAGACCCACGUCCGGUUCCACAAGAAAGACAAACCGUACAGCUGCCACCUCUGCUGGAAGGCCUUUGUCACAAAAAAUGACCUGAAAAAGCACCUGCUGACUCACACAGGCGAGAAGCCGUACAGCUGCAGGAUCUGUGGGAAAAGCUACCAGGAGAAAAGGUCCAGGGACGUUCACAUGAAGGUGCACCUCGGCGUCCGGCUGGGGAAGGAGCCGAUGAGGAGGCACGACAGUUUACAUCAAGACUUCAUCCAGCUGUAGAGUUUAUGGUUCCCAGAGACCAAGACAGAGCGAUGAAACGUCUUUGAAUGCUGGUAACAUUCAGCUGUGACCUCCUGGUCACCUCUCAAGGCUGCUGCUUGUAUGAACAUGAGUUUGUUUCCUUCCAUAAUUGUAUUGAGAGCCAGUCAGUAGGGAUGCACCGACUGUGACAUUCUGGUCUGAUGUCGAUGUUUAAAGGGCACCGUUUUGGGAAAAAUUGCCUUUUCCUGAUGUCCCCAGACUGAGUCCAGAUAUUGGACACCAUUUCCACCUCUGGACGUCCAGUAGUUCAGUUCCUAUGAGUAGCAUUUCCUGUUAGCUUAGCAUAAAGACUUGAAGUCUACGGGGGUCGUUAGCCUGGCUCUGUCAAAGUGAAAAAAUAAAGCUGGUAUCAUGUGGAUCUGAAAUACACAUCUUCACAGUUUUCAGAGUUGUAAAGUUUGUACAUCCACACACACACACACACACACACACACACACACACACACACACACACAGAGGGAAGUAAACUGAGAAGACCAGAGGCUCUAUUUGACCUGAUGUAUCACUCCGCCGGGCGUUUUACCCGUUCUCAUCUGCACCGUCAGCUCCAGCUGUUUAGAGCUGUGUGUGUAUGAAAUCUAAAAACGGGAAGAGGGCGAGGCGGCUUCCAGCGCGCUGCCAUCGUUUUCUUUGCUGCGGUAAAGAUGACGCGCUGUGUGUGUUUCCAACGCUGAUGUUCAUCCACUGAAUCGGUGCAUCCCUACGGAUCAGAGCCGCAGCCGCUCCGUCAGGUCCGUUACAAACUCAACGCAAGACAUGCAAACGCAGAGGACGCCGCCGGGGUGUUCCUCACGUUCUGCAACAGAACAUUCUGCUGAAAAUUUGUAACGCAGCUUUGAUUAUAAUCUUCUGCAAUGAUGUGUGUUUUGCGCACGACAGCCAAUUAAAAAAAGUCCUGGUAAAGAGCAAGUACCAGCAAAGAAGAAGAAGAAGAGGGAGGUGUAACUUCUUUUAGCUUGUAUGGAAACUGGAGAUUGAAGACAAUCCGGCAGAAUUAGGUUUUUUUUUUUUUUUUUUUCUGUGACAGAGCUUCAUGUAAAGCACAUUCCUUGCGUUUGCACGUCUUGCGUAGACGAUGUGUCGGCCUGUAAAAAGCGAUGCUUGGUUCAAACGGGACAACGAAAAGCAUUUAAAAUGAAUUCACACGUUAUGUUUGGUGAUUUAUGUAACCAGAGAUGAAAACGUGACAACAGAUUGGAUUUCAAGUGUUGAGGGUCUGCAGAUCAUGCAGGAUGUUUUGGUUCUCAGAUUUCUGUCUACAGGUGAAAAUAAGACGCUGGGUGUUUUGGUCACAUGUCGCUCCAUGUUUUUACAGUUUUCUGCCUGUUCUUCUUUUUUAAUGUUAUUUCUGUCAGAUCAGCGCUCUCAGGUCUGAAUGUCAGUUGCUCUGUAUUCUUUUAUUGUUUCCUAACAGUUUUCACUGCAGUAAAACUAAAGACUUCAGCUUCUGAUUGUUUUGUGAUGAUGAACAGAAAUCAAACAAACAAACAAACAAAAAAACAAACUGUUUAAUACCUGAGAGGAAAGAGACACCAGCAGCAUCUCAAAGUAAACUGUUAAAUAUCUUAACACUCUCCCUUGGAAGAGAGUUGUUUCUUAUAAAACUGUAAAAUUAAUCAGAUUUGAAAAAAAAAAAAAAAAAAAAAAGACA